This is a messenger RNA of Xyrauchen texanus (razorback sucker), 2635 nucleotides long. RefSeq lists its product as uncharacterized. NCBI's taxonomy places the organism in Eukaryota, Metazoa, Chordata, Actinopteri, Cypriniformes, Catostomidae. Gene Ontology annotation, biological process: regulation of toll-like receptor signaling pathway. The record is from RefSeq and is a predicted model, not a curated record. Bases 141 to 1049 code for a protein of 302 amino acids. The transcript is spliced from 3 exons.
CCUGAGACAACAUUUUCAGCAAUAGAUAGAUAGAUAGAUAGAUAGAUAGAUAGAUAGAUAGAUAGAUAGAUAGAUAGAUAGAUAGAUAGAUAGAUAUAUGGAUGAAAGGAUUAUAAGAUCGUAGAGUGAUACUACUUUGGAUGUUAAGAGACAUAUACUUUCACUCUUUAGAUUUCUGUUUCAGAAACCAUACAAACAGGCAUUCUACUAUAAAAGAGCUGGGGGUUAUCAUGCUUGGAGAACCAUUCCUUCAUAUUCUGAACUGCACAGAAGAUGCCACAAAUUGUGAUGGAGCAGCUCACAUACACUCAGUCACCUCCACGGCCAGUCCCAACCCAAGCAAGAUGAGCAUCACUGUCAGAUCACCGCUGACACCACAAAAUGUGAGAGCUGGCAGGCCUGAACGCCUAGAAAAGCCAAGGUCAAGUCGGGCAUCUGCACCCAGCAACGCUAUGCCAAUUCUCAGCUGUAGCGGUGAGGAUCACUUGAGCAUGACACUGUAUUGCUCCUGGUGUUGUCCCAGCUUCUACAAGGACUAUCCUGACCUCCGACUUGCAGGUGACCGGCUGGAGCAUUGGAGUCCUCAUAACCCAGCCCUGCUCAGCUCACAGGACAAUGGGCCACUGCUGCAGUCUCAAGACCUGAGUUCUCUGGAGCCCACACUGGUGCAGGGUCAACAGGCAGAGGUUGUGACCCAGCACGAUGAGGGUUAUCUUGUCAUAGAGAGCGGUCAGGGUCCUAGUUGGGAGAGAAGGCUCACCAAUUCCAUGUUGAAUGGUUAUUUGGAGGUCCAAAUGCUGGAGGUGUUUUGCCAGCACAUGCAAAACAUGGCAUGCUGUGGAUCAUCAUUGCUUGGCACUGAUGUCAUGCCAACGCUGGGGCCCACUAGCCUGACUGUACCCAGUGAACAAAGAGCCAAUCAAGAAGAGGUGCUGGAUUCUUCAUCCAGUUACGUUGUGCGAUACUUGAGCACUUGUUCAGCUCCAGCCACCUCCCACUUCAGCUCACCUGUGCUGCGAAUCUCAGAAGCUGAGGAGCCAACCUCAUAAAUAGACAUACUCAUCACGACAUCCUCACUCUAACACACAAGUAUUUAAAGUAAUAGUUCACCCAUAAAUGAAAAUUCUCUUAUCAUUUACUCAGCCACAUACCAUCCCAGGUCUUUUUUCUGUUGAACACAAAUGUAGAUUUUUAGAAUAAUAUUUCAUCUCUAUAGGUCCUCACAAUGUAAAUGAAUGGGCAUCAAAAGCUUAAAGCUCAAGUAGGUGCACGAAGAAGGUGAAUUUUCAAACAAAAUAUAGACUGUUUCUCACCCACACAUAUCAUAUAACUUUUGAAGAUUUGGAUUUAACCACUGGAGUUUUAUGGAUUACUUUUAUGCUGCCUUUAUGUGCUUUUGGACCUUCAAAGUUUUGGUCACCAUUCACUUGCAUUGUAUGGACCAACAGAGCAGAGAAUAUAUAUUUUUUUAAAUCUUAAUUUGUGUUCUGCAGAAGAAUGAAAGAAAAACACAUCUGGGAUGGCACGAAGGUGAGUAAAUGAUGUGAGAAUUUUCAUUUUUGGGUGAACUAUCCCUUUUAAUAGUUAAAUACAGUGUAAGCUAUAUUGACAGCAUUUGUGGCAUAAUCUUUACUACAUCAUAAAAUAAUUUGACUUUUUGUUUGCUUUUUUUGGAGCAAAAAUCAUUGUUACAAUGAGGUACUUACAAUGGAAUUAAAAGGCAGUUACCAAGGAAAAAUUACAUAGUGCAAAAAUACUGUAACUGCUAUUUGUCCUUUGAAGUAUUUAUGAAGAUAUCCCCUCCUGCAGAAUAUGGGGAUCAUAUAUACCCUGAUAGCCUGAUGUGUGUGUGUUAACAUCUAAAACCACUCUCAGAUGUUUUUGAGAUGUUAAUGAUUUUAAAUGUAAAUCUAAAUGUACGUAAAUCUGCUUUUUUAAAGAUGCUUAGGAUAUGUUAAUUAAUGUGCAAUGCUUUCCAGAUGAAACACUCUUAAAUAGACAUCUCGGAGAGGUAGGUGUGCCAAAGUUCUAGCUAAUUAUUUGAAGUCAUUCUUUCUAAGACUAAAUCAUUUAAUUAGCACUUCCUGUCUAGCAAGCCAGUUAACCAGAGGAACAAUAUACAAACCUCACAAAGAAUGACAACAUGUAACCAACUGUAAAUUAACCCUGACACAAUUUCAGUGUUACAACUGAAAUCUCCCUCUUUUUUUUCUCUCUUUACUCAUCUCCCGAUCCGCUCAUCCUCUUUCAUAUGUUUCCAUUGUAAUGUUUCAAAAUCAUUAAUAGCACAUUGUAUGUUAGAAGAAGAGGAACCAAGUCAUGCUGUCAUGUGUAGAAUGUUUUGUGACAUUUAUAACUGUUGCCACUUCCUUCUAAAGUAGAGCCAAUCAGAUGACGUGUAUUUCCCUCAGUACUGCUGCAGAAUGAAACAUUCACUUUCCUUGUAAUGAUAAUGACAUGUGAGCAAUGAAAUUGAAAUGUCAGUAACAUAGUCCUCAUUUCGAUACAUGUUUUCCAUAAUUAAUUUAUAUCUCAUUUAAUUUUGUAUUCAAUUGUUUUGUUGUGGUAAAGCAAUCGAGUUUCCAACAUGAGUUACAUUAAUGUGAGAUAGGUUAAUAAUUGUUAUUAAAUCCUG